AUGGGUCCAAAAAGAAGAGUUGCUAAAGUUGCACAACCCCAAAUGGAAAAUACUCAGUUGGUUGAAGAAGGUUCUUCAGGACAGGCUGGUUCAGGGAAGGGAGAAAACCUCCACGCAGACCCGGACCGUCAGAAAACUGGUGGAUCUUUGGAUACUAAUGAUGAGGGUGAUAAUGAUGACGAUGAUCAUGGUGACGAUGAUAAUGCUGAAGGCGAAGGCAAUGAUGAUGGACAGUUAAGCGAAGUGGAAGAUCUUUCGGAUGAACAGGUCCAAGCUAUAGCUGAUGAGUUCAUUGAUCGGAAAACCUUGCUGUAUUUAGUUCAGAUUGUUAAUCUUAUGCAGAAAAAGCAACCUGAAGAUUAUUCACAUGCAUGGAUUGAUGCCCAAAAUUUGGAUUCAGUGACUAAGCUCGCUGACCAUAAGGAAAUGCCUAAAUAUAAUGGGACCAAUGACAAGAUGGCUUACAAAAUCUUGAAAGAAUUUAAGCAGUCAUUGAGAACGUUAUAUCCCCAGCAAAACACGAUUAAGGAAUUUUUAACAGUUCCACAAUUUAGAGUCUGUGUGUCAAUUCAUUUCGAGAAAGAGGGACUUAAAUUUAUCGAAGAUAAAUUGUUAGAAUUGGAAAGUAAUAAAGUCCAUGUUCCGGAAUUUCUUGAGAUGAAUUUUGAAGACAUCGCUAGGUUUACACCACCAAAGCAUGUAUUAGAUGCUUGCAAUAAGGCUGUGAAGCUGACUAAUGCUGAACUUAAGAGUUAUCAGAAAGUGAAUCAAGCUAAUAACAAUAAUAACAAUAAAAAGCGUUCACUGAGUACUCCUAAUGAUUCUAAGCUGGCCAAUAAGAAGUCUAAAACUGCUUGCUACACUUGCGGUAAGGAAGGUCAUCAAAAGGCUAAGUGUCCGUUCAAAAAAAGACUAGAGUCGAGGACGAAGGACGUUAAACUUAUUGUCAAUAAUGCUGCUAUGAAUUUAUCAAUGGAUGAUAGUAAUGUUCAGGGAGAAUUUAUUGAGGUUAAACUUGGUAAUUUACCUCCACACCCUGCAUUGUUAGAUUCAGGUAGUAUGGCUAAUUUUAUUCGACCAGAAUUAGUUAGUCAAGAUUUGGUACAGAGUUGUGAUCCUAUUGCAGUUACAGCUUUGGAUGGUACUUUCUUGAGAACUGUUACAGAAUAUGUGGAGUUAGAUUGGUUACCACUAUUCAAGAAUUUACGGUUUUAUGUAACUAAGUUAUGUAAUAUACCAGUGGUUCUCGGGAAGGAAGUAUCAGAUGAGUUUAGAAAGUUCCCUCCAUCGGUUAGAAAGUUAGAUUUCGACGAAUUUCAACAUUUAAAUAGUUCUUCUGUGUAUACACAAGAUGAUGAAGUAGUUUUAGCAAAUAUACGUUUACUUGAUUUAUCAGAGCAGUUACGCGAUAGUGUGACAGGUGAAGUAGUAGAAACUGAACCAGAAGAACUUAUUUUGGAACGAGAUUCGUACGAGCAACAAGAUGUGAAGGAUUUUCUUGCCAACAUUUUCGACAGGUAUCUGGCUAUUUUCAAUGAUUAUCCGGUAAUUCAUAACGAGAACAAUCAGUUUACUCAUACGAUUGAAUUGGCGUCUUUUGAGAAGUUUCCCAAUAGAGCUCCAUAUCCAAUGUCUGCAGAUAAAUUGAAGGAAAUUGAUUCUCAGGUUGAUGAUUUCAUUGAAAGAGGUCUUGUUGAGAAGAGUCCAGGUUCGAAGUUUGCAUCUCCAGUUAUUUUGGUUGAUAAACCAGAUGGAAGUAAGAGAUUAUGUGUGGAUUACAGAGAAGUCAACAAAAUUACAAAAGUUGAUAAGUUUCCAUUACCGCUAAUCGAAGACUUAAUCGGGGAGAUAAAUGAUGCUGAAUAUUUUUCUAAGUUAGACUUAUCACUGGGAUAUCACCAGGUGAAUAUGGCUAAAGAAGAUAGGCACAUUACAGCUUUCAGAACACACAAAGGACUUUAUCAAUGGUGUGUAAUGCCAUUUGGGUUGAUGAAUGCUCCAGCUACAUUUCAAAGAGCUAUGAAUGAGAUAUUUGAGAAAUAUUUAGGUAAAUUUGUUACUGUUUACUUAGAUGAUAUUCUUAUUUAUAGUAAGACAAAAGGUGAUCAUAAAGAACAUAUCAAAAUUGUGUUCGAUUUGCUUGAAAAGCAUGGUCUAGUGGCUAAAAGGAAAAAAUGUCAAUUCUUUAAAAGGAAAAUUCAGUAUUUAGGACAUAUCAUUCUGAAAGGUCGUGUUAGAAUUUCUCCUUCAAAGAUUGAUGCAGUCAGAGAAUGGCAGUUUCCUAAAACAAAGAGAGAAAUGAAAUCUGCUCUUGGUUUAGCUAGUUUUUGUCGGAAAGCAAUCAAAGGUUAUUCAAUCUUGGUUAAGCCUUUGAUGGAUUGGGCUGUGAGGAACAUCAGAGUUUCUAAGACAAUUUUGGUUGAGUCAUUUGAAAAGCUAAAGAAGACUUUGACUACAGCUCCAGUUUUAGUUACUCCAAGUCCUGAUGCAAUUUAUAAAGUAACCACUGAUGCUAGUGAUUAUUGUACCGGUGCUGUGAUUGAGAAAACCAAUAAUUUGGGUAAAUCAAUCGGAGUGGUAGCUUAUUUUUCAAAGGUUAUGAAUAAACAUGAAAGGAAUUAUCCUCCAAGGGAGAAAGAAUUUCUUGCGAUAAUUCGGGUACUUGAGAGACAUAAGAAUAUGUUAAUAGGUCAUAAAGUUAUCCUUAAUACGGACCAUGAAUCACUAAAGUACAUUUUAUCAAGACCAAAACCAUUAUCUGGUAAGAUGGCAAGAUGGUUAGACUUGUUAGCUGAAUUUGAUCUUCGUAUCAAUUACAUUCAGGGAUCGAAAAAUCAAGCUGAUGCUUUGACUCGACGUUAUCAAGAUUUCAUCCAGAUAAGAGCACUACAUUUUACAAUGCUUGGAGAAAAUCUUGGGGAAACGUUUUUCGAUGAAUGUAGGCAGGAUUACAAAACAGUCGAAAGGUCUAAGUUAAUUUAUGAAAUUUUAGCUGAGAAGAAAGUGAUUCCGAAUAUUUACAAACAGAAGUUUGCUAAGUUUUCAUAUAAGGAUGGUUUGCUUUAUCACCACGGUUAUGAUAAGUUAGGUCUAGGGAUUGAUAGAUUAUGGGUACCUUCAGCACAGUUGCAGCUUCGGGUAAUUAAUCAAUAUCAUUCUAAAGAACCCAACUUACAUCCAGGGUUAGUUCAAACGUUCAUGGAAAUUCAACAAUAUUUUUGGUGGCCGAAUAUGUAUGAACUGGUUCGUAGGUUCAUUCAACAUUGUCAUGUUUGUCAGACUACAAAACCUAGUACUCAGAAACAGUAUGGAUUAUUACAAUCAAUUCCCAUACCAACGAAACGAUGGCAGUCGAUUACAAUGGAUUUUAUUUCAGGUUUUCCUACAGUUGAUGGUAAGAAUCAAGUCUUAAUAGUAGUCGAUAGAUUUACGAAAAGAGCUCAUUUUAUUCCUUGUUCAAAGAAUAUAACUGCUAGUGAAUGUGCUGAAUUAAUUGUUAACGAGGUCAUUAAACAUCAUGGAGUACCAGAGGAAAUUAUUUCUGAUAGAGACAAGUUGUUCACAUCGAGGUUUUGGAAGGAUCUCUUUGCAAGUCUCCAACUGAAACUUAAAUAUUCUACACCAUAUCAUCCACAAACAGAUGGUCAAACUGAGAGAACAAAUAGGACUUUUAUUCAGUUGCUUAGAGCUUUUAGUGAUUUCAGAGAAAAUCUUUGGUUAGCAAAGUUACCUUUAUUAGAAUUUGCUUAUAAUUCUCAUUAUCACAAGUCAAUAAGGAUGUCUCCUUUUGAAGCUGAUUAUGGAUAUCAACCGACUCCACCAUCAUUUGAUAGUCGAUUGUAUGAAUUGAUUUUACCAAGUGAGAAAACUAUUAGUGCUCUACCACCAGAGAAUAAGGCUUAUUAUAUGCAAUACUUAAUUAAUCGGAUUUCAGAUAAUUUAGAACAAGCUCAGAAUGAACAAGAACAAAACUUCAAUAAACACCGUCGGGAACUAUUAUUAGAACCAGGUGACAAGGUGUUACUUCACAGAAAUGCGAAGGUUUUUGGUUACAAUUUCAAAUUUACCAAACAACAAAAUCUUUACUUUGGUCCAUACACGGUUAUCAAGAAAGCUCCAAUUGUUAAUAAUGCUUACGAGUUAGAUUUAGGUCCACGUAAUGUUGGUAGAAUGCAAAAUGUUAAGAACAUGAAACCAUAUCAUGAAUCACUUACUGGUGACAAAAGACAUCCUCCAACGGAUCUACAAGGUUUAGUACAAGCUGCUCGUUCAGAUAACAUCGUGGGAAUCAAAGGAUUGGAUAUUCUUAAUCGUUUAGUUGCUAUUACGUUUAAGGAUUGUGAACCGUUUCAUGCAGGGAUUUAUUCACUUGCGGAUGUGAGACAAGCAUUGGUGCCAGAACAAUUUGAAACUUUUCUUCAGGAGUACACGAAUCAAAUCCAAACAGGAACAGAAGAAUAUGAUGCAAUUCAAGAGUUAGUUACAACUAAUUAG
This is a messenger RNA of Hemisphaericaspora subhashii, 4494 nucleotides long. RefSeq lists its product as uncharacterized. Bases 1 to 4494 code for a protein of 1497 amino acids. The record is from RefSeq and is a predicted model, not a curated record. NCBI's taxonomy places the organism in Eukaryota, Fungi, Ascomycota, Pichiomycetes, Serinales, Debaryomycetaceae. The transcript has 3 exons. Gene Ontology annotation, biological process: DNA integration. Gene Ontology annotation, molecular function: nucleic acid binding; zinc ion binding.